AUGCUUAUCCACCUCAUCUGCAGUAAGCUCGACAUAUCAUCGCAGACUAAAUGGGAAGAAGAAACACCAACUAACAUCAUACCAACCUGGGAUUCAAUGGCAAGAUUUCUAGAGAAGAGAUGUCAGCGGUUGGAGAGUGUGGAAGUCGCCUUGGUAACGCAAACACCAGGCCAUCAGGUGGGAAAGAAAUUUGCUUUAAACAAUAAAAAUCAUCGAAAAACAUUUGUUGUGUCCACCAAAACCUGUUCCUUUUGCGACUCCCAGCAGCACUUAAUACAGCAGUGUACAAAGUUUCUCAGUUUGUCCCCUGCACUUAGAUAUAAAGAAGCGAAAAAACUGCAGUUAUGUCUUAAUUGUUUACACAGAGGUCAUUUGAUGAAGUCUUGCACAGCGGGUAGCUGUCGAAAAUGCUCAUCCAAGCACAACACUUUAUUGCAUUUGAGCGCAAGCUCUCAGUCCACCUCGCUCGAUUUAAACGCAUCGUCGCCUGCGGUAGAUAGCUCCGCACAUAAAACGUUGACAUCCAACACUCCGGCACAGUCGAGCCUCAUAUCGGCAUCAUCACUUCCCUCAAUUUCCGCUCAAAGUGCAGAAACGUCGCCUCAUAACUUUGUUCUUAUCGCUACAGCUAUUGUACUCAUAACAAAUAAAGCUGGCUGCCUCGUACCAUGCAGAGCACUCUUAGAUUCGGCAUCCCAGCUAAACUUUAUUACUUCUCGCUUUGUUCACCAGCUUCAGUUAAAAAAGUCUAAAGCCACAACGCUAAUUUCUGGCAUCGGUCAGUCUGAGCUUGUGUCAGAUCAUAGAGUUGAUCUUCGCAUACACUCUCGUAUUGGUGAUUAUGCAUCCUCUUUAUCUGCCGUCGUAACACCAAAGAUCACUGAUUGUCAACCUGGAUACUCGCUUAACAAUAUCGACUGGAGCAUCCCAUCAAAUAUAUCGCUAGCAGAUCCAUUGUUCUUUGAAUCGCAGCGCAUAGAUCUUCUUAUAGGCGCUGGCCUCUUUUUUGAUUUACUCUGUGUCGGACAAAUUCGCAUGCAUGAGCACCUUCCCUUACUGCAAAAAACUCGCCUGGGCUGGGUAGUAUCUGGUGGUGGCCGAUUUGUAAGAAAACGUCUCAGCUGUUUAGCAUCCUUAGAGGAAAAUUGGGUGGACGACUCCGACGCACUUCAUAAUCUCGUAGAGCUGUUCUGGGCAGUUGAAAAUUCGUUUCAGCUCAAGCCUCAUGCCACUCACGAAGAACUCGAAUGUGAAGCUCACUUCGCUCAAAAUGUCACUCGCUUGAAAUCAGGUGAAUAUUCGGUUCAUCUUCCUACAAAAAUCGAUCCCAGUCAACUUGGUGAUUCAUAUCACACUGCUCUUCAACGGCUGAAGGGGUUAGAGAAAAAACUCAAACGCAACGAAUCGCUUCGAGAGCAGUACGUAGCAUUUAUGAAAGAAUAUAUAGCUCUUAAACAUAUGUCGCCAGUCAGUAGCAUAACAGGCAAAACUCCAAUGUACUUUCUGCCCCACCACUGUGUGCUAAAAGAAGACAGCACAACCACAAAGUUGCGAGUGGUGUUCGAUGGUUCGGCAUCUUCUACUGGAUAUUCCUUAAACGAUAUUCUCAUGGCAGGGCCAACGAUACAGGCAAAAUUGUUCGACACAUUAAUACGUUUUCGUUCGUUUAGGAUUGCGCUCACAAGCGACAUAUGCAAGAUGUAUCGCUGCGUACGCGUUCCAGAUCCCGAUGCAUAUUUGCAGUGCAUACUGUGGAGAGAUUCCCCAGAAGAUGAGAUUAAAAUCUACAAAUUAGAUACAGUCACGUAUGGUACGAAACCAGCUUCUUUCUUGGCCAUUCGAGCGAUGCACCAGCUUGCAAUCGACGAACAGUGCAAUUACCCUAUAGGUGCUAUAAUCGUUCGCAGGGACUUUUAUGUUGACGAUAUGAUUUCUGGUGGCAACUCUGUCGAAGAGGUACUCGAAAUUAAGAGUCAGACCUGUGACCUAUUGGCCAAAGUGCCAAAGCUAGAACUUUGCGCUGCGUCGUUGUUGGCAACGCUCAUCAACUCAGUGGCUCAACUAAACAUCUUCGGCAGCGAAUUUUAUUGUUGGUCGGAUUCCACAGUCGUUCUGUCGUGGAUCAGCGGAGAACCUUCAAACUACAAAAUGUUCGUUUCAAAUCGGGUGAGCAGCAUUCAAACUCUCACCAAGCACAUGUCGUGGCGGUACGUGCCAACUAGUAUGAACCCGGCAGACAUUCUGUCGCGGGGAGCUUCGCCUUUGGAAUUGUUAAAUUCGCCACUAUGGAUGUAUGGGCCUCACUUUCUGCAGCUCAGUCGCAAUGAGUGGCCCGCGGACUUCGCACCUGUUCAUGACCUACCCGAGCGUCGUCAGUUUGCAAUGUUAUCAACAACAAAAAGUAUUGAUUUUUCACAGAACUGCAAGUUUGUGAAUUCAUUCCCGAAAAUGCAGCGUAUAUAUGCCUACGUCAACCGAUUUGCAAGAGCCAUAGGGUGCAAGGAUGAUCGAAAAUUUGGAAUGCUAACUACUGAAGACAUUAGCUUAGGCACAAAGCUUUUGUUAAGAAUGAUUCAGCGAGUGCACUUGGCUUCCGACUAUAAGGCUUUAGUAACAAGCAAGGAGAUAGCCGCGUCUAGCGAUUUAUAUUCACUAAUGCCGUUUAUAGACGACGACGGCUUGAUGCGCGUGGGCGGGCGACUUGAAAAUUCGUCAUUAAACUUUGAAUCAAAGCAUCCAAUCAUAUUGCCAAAAGGGCAUGAAUUGACCGAAGCCUUGAUUGAUCAUUUUCAUCGUAAAAUGUUGCAUGGUGGACCACAAGCCGUUUUAGCGUCGAUUCGUCUCCAGUACUGGCCAAUAGGUGGAAGGAAGGCUGUAGCUAAGGUGAUCAACAAGUGCAUACGAUGCUUUCGAGUUAAGCCAAAAACAGCAGGACAUCUUAUGGGCAACUUGCCGGCCGAUCGUGUGCAGGCAAACCGAGCAUUCUUAGUAACUGGCAUGGAUUUUUGUGGCCCGUUUUUGUAUCGAUCUGAAGUACGCAAUAAACCUGCUAUUAAAUGCUACAUCUGCCUGUUUGUUUGUUUUAGCACAAAGGCUGUGCACCUCGAGUUGGUUAGUGAUUUGUCAACACCAUCGUUUAUAGCCGUUGGUGCAAAAAAUGAAUUGGCAGAGCUAAAGCAACUAUUUUUUAACGAUCAAAAUCGCCUAGCAAUCCAUCAGCAGUGCCUUGACGAUGGUAUCGAUUUUCGCUUUAUACCUCCUAGGUCUCCGCAUUUUGGCGGCCUUUGGGAGGCAUCCGUGAAAACUGCAAAAUUUCAUUUUUGGCGUGUUGUUGGACUUUCGGUUUUAAACUUCGAUGAAUUAAGAACACUGGUGGUUGAAAUUUCUGCAGUAAUGAACUCUCGCCCUCUCUGUCCUCUUACAGAAAAUCCUGAAGACCUCGACGUACUAACUCCGGCCCACUUUCUGAUCGGGUCAGCAUUCACCGCGUUGAUUGAGCCAGACGUUUCAGUGCUUAAUAUUAACCGCUUGGACAGGUGGCAGCGGGUUUGCUAUAUGCAGCAAAUCUUCUGGAAAAAGUGGUCUGCGGAGUAUCUCACGCUUCUGCAGCAACGUAGCAAAUGGCGCUCCCGAAAGCCGAAUAUUGAAAUCGGAACCAUGGUGCUUGUUAAGGAUGAGAAUUUGCCUCCGCUGAAGUGGCCGCUGGCCAGGGUGAUUGAAACCAUCAAGGGCAGCGAUGAAGUUGCGCGAGUGGCUGUUCUUCGCACCGCUAGUGGCACUACCAGGCGCGCUAUCAACAAGUUGUGUGUCCUGCCCAUGAACCCUGAUGUAGUUGAAAGCCUGCCGCUUCCAACGGGGGGAGGAUGUUUGGAGAAGCACCAAAAUUCUUAA
This is a messenger RNA of Rhagoletis pomonella (apple maggot), 3891 nucleotides long. RefSeq lists its product as uncharacterized. The record is from RefSeq and is a predicted model, not a curated record. The transcript is spliced from 2 exons. NCBI's taxonomy places the organism in Eukaryota, Metazoa, Arthropoda, Insecta, Diptera, Tephritidae. The coding region runs from base 1 to 3891 and encodes 1296 amino acids. Gene Ontology annotation, molecular function: zinc ion binding; nucleic acid binding.